This is a messenger RNA of Leptosomus discolor (cuckoo roller), 201 nucleotides long. NCBI's taxonomy places the organism in Eukaryota, Metazoa, Chordata, Aves, Leptosomiformes, Leptosomidae. The record is from RefSeq and is a predicted model, not a curated record.
UGGCCACCCAAGAGAAGGAGGAGGACCCCUUUAACUAUGAUUACCAGAGCCUGAGAAUCGGGGGGCUGGUGUUUGCCGUCGUCCUGUUCACCGUUGGCAUUCUCCUUAUACUCAGCAGGAGGUGCAGGUGCAGUUUCAACCAGAAGCCCAGAGCUCCCGGGGACGAGGAGGCUCAAGCUGAGAACCUCAUCACCUCGAACG